Molecule: messenger RNA, 3994 nt
Organism: Verruconis gallopava
Lineage: Eukaryota; Fungi; Ascomycota; Dothideomycetes; Venturiales; Sympoventuriaceae
Exons: 1
Coding region: 2129-3865 (578 amino acids)
Source: RefSeq, a predicted model, not a curated record
CGUCGACCUCACGCGACAACAAACUCGGGCGAGGACACAAUCAAUGCUCGUCAUUCACGCUCGGCACAUAUACGACAACAACAACAACGGCGACGACAACACACGACCCAUCACGCGUCACCCCUGCCCAUCACCUCCUGAUCGUCACCCCACUGAGGAGUCAGCUGUCCCAGCCCUGAUAUCCCGGACGGAGCCCACGGCCUGCCUGACCACCGUCGUCCAGUCCGCGCCGUGGCCUCGAUUCCCUUCUGCUACACGACUGAGCCGUAGUUGAUCCACGUGAUGGCCGCAGGUACCGUGUUCGACUUGCUGAGCAUGGCUUCAAGGCACAGAACAUUUCCAUUUCAGCUGAGUAUCAUUACUAUUUAACAACGAAAGCCGGGCACGUCCGAACAGGCCCCUUUUGAAGACUGCAGGUUCACCACAAGUAGACCCAUAAAACAAAGCUGAGCAGUGGAAGCGCAUGCCCAGAGCGCGCAUAUGCACACGUCGCUGCCGAAGAGGUAGUGCUGGACGCAGUAGAGGACGUGGACGUAGCCGUGGGCCUUACGACCGUGACCGAACCGGUCAAAGAACUUGUCACGAGCGGGGUGGUCAGUACCGAAGACGUUGUUGACGCUUCCGCCUGGUUCCUCCCGUGAGCACCACUGGCCUGCCACAUACGGCGCUUGAACAAACUUUGCAACACUCACCAGAAGACUCCCCAUCACCUGGUCGAAGUUACUGCAGAACCCGAAGCCGGGCAGGUUCUCCGUCGCCGCGGUUGUCCUCUUGCAUGUAACAUUGCCCAAGUACCCACACGUGUACCCCAAGGCCUGCACGUCCGCUCCGCACAGGCACGAAGAUUUGUCUGCGACGGACGAAUACGCAGUCUGGCAGCUCUGUAGAGCUGCUGAGGCGCUGACGCAUGCGUCUGCGAACGUGGUGCAUACGUUCGCGUCGUACGAGGCUGUGAUUGACGAAACCACCGGUGUGGUGGGCGCGAAGCUGAUAUGCUUGUCGCAAGCACUGUGCCACGUGUUGGCGAGAUCCUCCGCAUCGUUGUCGAGAGCUCCGUUGCCGUAGCAGAGACGCUGCUCGCUUUCGCAACUAUGGUGACCUCAGUCGUCAGAGGGCGCUAACGUACGCAACCAGUCUGAUGGUGGACUCUUACUCGAAGAUCUCGUUGAAUAGGGACUGCUUGCAAAAGCAAUUGAUCAAAUCCGUCUCGGUGCUUGUCGCGUUGCAUAUGUCAAUAUUAGCGUAUAGAGCGUUGCAAUUCGUGAAUUCGGUCACUCCGCUUCCUGGAAUGCAUUUGGAAGCGUCGAGAGUGGUUUGCGAGGCCACUAUGCCGACCAAUGUACUGAAGACCACCACUGAUAUUUCUUUCAUGCCGAGAUUUCGGAUAAGGCAGAUAUUCGAGUUUGAAAAAGACUCUAGAGGUUUUCUGGAUCGUCGAAGGACUGCAAUUGAGAACUACAUCUGUUUUCUAUACGUUCCAGUCAAAAAUCUAGACCUUUCCCACAACGGUCAGGCUGAAGUUCCGAUGUAUCAGUAUACAAGUACUCUGGUGGCUUUUUCCAAUGGAUCGUGCCGUUGGGCCUAGGCCGUGGUCUAACACGGCACUCUCCGUUUCGCAAGGCUUGUCAACGCGGCUCAGUAAACGAGCUGAAAACAAGCAUCUGCCAAUACCCCGACAUAUUGCUUGGCUACACCAUCGGAUCCGCCGCCCAAUCCAUACUGUGUGUCUCGAUGCAGGCCUACGGUUGGCCAGAUUUUGACUCGAUUGGUUGAUCCGAUACUCGAGACGGCACUCGUGGACACCAACUGGCAAGCCCACAGGCGAGUGGUACACUCGAGCAGUCAGGGUCGCCAUCGAAGCACUGUUCGUUUGUGUGGUCCGUCGAGAAGCCUUGCUGAUGCUACGGAACUGGCCGUGUGGCAUAGACAGUUUAUUGAUGCUUGAGGACCAAGGCCAUACAUCUCCGCAAGUGUUGUUUAGGGUCGCGUUGCCAGACCCUCACUAUGCCUGAGAAGCGCUGUCCACAUGUGUCUCCUGCCUGGAUGGCCUUCAUCUUGUCCAAGUCAUUUUUUACGCGAGAGAAACCAGUAUCACAUCGGCAUUGGAGAUUCCUGAAGCUACGUGAACAUGGCUCGGCCUACCACCUGGAAGUCAAGUCUACUCAAGAAACGAACACUCAUACCUAUGGUGCUUUUAGAAGUAGGUAUCAUUGUAACGAUACUUGUGCUUGAGCGUCUCUCGGCUUCUCACAAUGGCAUAACAAGCGUCAGAAGUGUCCCAUCGAUACCGAUUCUGAAUUUCUCAAUCACGAAUAUCUCAUGGAGUUAUGGACUUUUGUGGACAGCUCUUCCAGCGUUCCUAAUGACACUGUACCGUAUGGCUUGGGACGCUGUGGUCAACGCGACAGCGGAUCGACAGCCUUUCCUUGAGCUGUCGCACACCGAGGCGGAAGCGUCCAACAUGCGAAAGACGGUCAUGCUGGAUUAUCGCAACUAUCCAUCCUGGUAUUCUUGGGCAAUAGCUUUUUCGCGUGGACACUGCAUCAUUGGGAUGGCCAUGCUUCUGAGUAUUGUCCUGUCUGUCGCCGUGGUCCCAUUAACGUCGCAUCUGCUGGCUGCUUCCUCAACUUUCAUAUCCGCCCCGAUCAACUUGACGUCUUCCAACAGUUUUGACGACCAGGCAGUCAACGCACAAACUGAUCUGCAAGCAGCAAUCAACAUUGCAGGCGCAGUCUCUGUAUUCGACGCAACGCCACCCCCGUGGUCAACAGACCAGUACGCAUUCGAUCCAUUCAAUACAAGCGACGUUGCAAAGGUUGGCAACAUCACCGCCAAUGUAACGGCAUAUUCCGCGCUUCUGGACUGCCGGGUCUUGACAGGCUCAGAUAUCAGCGUCACUUCUAGCGACGGAACUGUGACAGUACAGGGCAUCGACAGAGACUGUUCAAUGCCAAGCCAGAAUCUCAUCACCAGCACCAACGAGUCAAUUUACAUGUUGAGCUGGAGCACAGUUCAGUGUGAUGCAGCAGCUCACUAUAGCCGCUUUGGCAUCAUUGCGGCAAGUGCUUCCAACACGUCGGCAAAUCAACUAGCACACUUUACCGUCCUGUCUUGCAUCCCUUCGUACUGGACAACCCAAGGUCAACUCACCGUAGAGCACACGUCCAGCGGCAGUCCCGCCUUUGCCGGCUUUUCUGCAAACGAGAGCAGUGCGCAGGAGAUCCGGCCCUUUUUCUACAAAGUGCUGGAGAACUCACUGUCGACGUACAAGUCGUUUGAUGUUUCGAACACUUUUCAAACAGACGCGUGGGGACGGUUGGUGUAUCAGCUAGCCAGCCGCAUGAACUCGUCUGAUCCACUGGAUUCAACAAAUGUCAAGAACUCCAUGGAGACUCUGUGGUCAUCGUUCUUCGCAUCUCUGGCCAGCACAUACCUGUUUCCCUCCACGGGCACCUCUCGGCAGUUUGGCGGAAUCUUCACAGAACAGGUCACCCGGCUUUUCGUUGUACCCCCUGUCGCGUGGACCAUCGCGGCCGUACUCUGUCUCGUGCUGAUUUGCAACAUUUUCCUGAUCACAUAUUCUCGGAAGCGCGAGUUUGUGCUGAAAGAAGAGCCAAGGGGACUUCUUGGUAGCGCGGUGCUGCUACAAGACAGCGAUCUCUUCAACAUUCUUACCCAGCUGCGAGGACAGCCGCCAGCUCCAAUUCCGGUACGGCGUACUUUGGAGAGAACUUACAAACUUGACGCUAUUCGAUGCUGGUAUGACAGGGAGAGCAAUCGCAUACGGGUUUCCGGAUUCCCUUUCACGCAGAAUUCCGACGCAAGCACCCCGCUACAGACGCCGCCUCGGAAUGCUGACGCCUAGCAUAGUCAAAUAUGAAGUUGACUUGGAUCGAGCAGCGACAGUGAGAAGAAGAAAGAAGAGUUUGGCCCUCCUUGGCUGGAAUGACGAGUUACACUGUGUACGGCUCAAAAACUCAAAAAACCUCGAAAG